Messenger RNA from Ceraceosorus bombacis, 612 nucleotides. The record is from the annotation of a GenBank genome assembly. NCBI's taxonomy places the organism in Eukaryota, Fungi, Basidiomycota, Exobasidiomycetes, Ceraceosorales, Ceraceosoraceae.
AUGAAAUGGAAGCUCACCGUGAGUAGCGCGCGCGAGCAAAGGCGCCGCGCCGCGCCGCGCGUACAGCUCGAGCUGAUCGGAUCGAUCCAUCGCCUCACCCGCCAUCGCCCUUGUCAGAGAGGCAGCUUUCGCCCCAAAUUGCUCAGUCUGGUCGAGAGCAAUUCGUCUGUCGUCGUGCGCGAGACGACAUGCAGGGCUUGGCGAGAGGUGCAAACGUCGCCCGAGGCGGCCAUCAAGGCGCUUUCGGAGCUCAAAGGCGUGGGUCCGGCAACUGCGACUGCCAUCCUGUGCGCACUCACGCUGGGCCAGUACGCAUUCAUGUCGGAUGCAGCCAUGGAGCGCGCGUGCGGUAUGAAGCCGGAAUACACCGCGAAAGCCGCAACGCAUUUCCGAAACAAGAUGCAAGAGAGGAUGGAUACGGAUGAACCGAGAUGGAAGAGCCUCGACGAGCUGGAGCGAGCUGCUUGGGCCUUCGACACGCUGAGCCGGCUCGGUACGCCGCCGGCCAACGAUGCCCCCACCAAUCAGCUACCACCGCAGACAAAGCGCAAGGCACCCUCUCCUCUUGCGCAGACAGAAGGCAGGAGGAGCUCAAGACGCAAAAAGGCGUGA